Misgurnus anguillicaudatus (oriental weatherfish) is the source of this 2050-nucleotide messenger RNA. Lineage: Eukaryota; Metazoa; Chordata; Actinopteri; Cypriniformes; Cobitidae. The record is from RefSeq and is a predicted model, not a curated record.
AUGUCCUAUCUUUAUGACUUUAAAAGCUUGAUGUUUUGUCUUUAUUCUUCAGCAAUUAUUUUCCCACCCCUUCUUUUCAUUUAGUCAUUACUUUAUACAAUAGUUUGUGAUGAUUUCUGGCCAUAAUUGAGACGCAUACUUGUUUUGCUAAAUCCAUUGUAAAGCAGUGAGCGUCUUCUGUCUCCAGUACAGCAGGAGGCGCUGCAGCUCUUUAGUCCGCAAAUAAACUCACUAAAGAAAGAAAGAAAGAGCGCGCGUGUGAUGUGUUUGUGUAUCCUCAGUGUUUUUCUCUCUUGCGUGUUUCAUUGAGUGUAAACAGAGUCUUGUUUCUGGAUAUAUUGAUGAUUUCAUUACAGAAAUCUCUCAGGUGAAGAAAGAGGUGGCGUUACUGGAGACAAAGCUGAGGUCAAGAGGAGAUUUAGCAAUGAAACAAGAGGAUGUGGAUUGUUGUGAAUCUUCAGUGUAUGUGACUGAUGAUGGGAGUCUGGAUUCAGUGUGGAUGAGCAGAGAUCAGAGCCGCACACCACAGACACUGCUGGACUCUAAACUCUCUGAAGAGAAAUCCAGACACACACAGGACUCCGAUCUCAGUCUGACUUUACUCUGUUAUACUGAGUCAAAGCUCACAGACACUCAGGACACUACAGUGUGUGACAGUAAACAGAGCUUACAGGAGGAUCAAACCUCCACAGAGUCUCUGGAUUCUGUCUGUAACGCUGGAGAACAGCAGCAGAUCCUGCAGACCAAACUGAAGAUGUGUUCAGUUAAAUUCAUCGACUGCACAAACCUCAUGAUGAAGAUCAAAACUGAAUCCACAGAAAUCAAAACCGAACCCACAGAAAUCAAAACUGAACCCACAGAAAUCAAAACUGAACCCACAGAAAUCAAAACUGAACCCACAGAAAUCAAAACUGAAUCCACAGAAACCAAAACUGAACACACAGAAGAGGAAGAGCGCACUGAGGAAGAUGAUGAUUUAAUUACAUCAGGUGUGAAGAGUGAUUCAUGUUUGGAUAUAGAAAUAACGUCCUCAACAUCAAAAGAGCGACUGACAGCACAAACUCUUUCCUGCAUCACCUGUGGAAAGACAUUCAGCUCACAGAGACAUUUAGAGAGACAUGAGAGAAAACACACAGAACAGAAACUCUUCACCAGAUCUGAGAUCAGCUUUACUACCUUACAAGAGAAGAAACUUCAUUCAGAAGACCACAGAGAGAAGAAGAAGUUUCACUGUGAGCAGUGUGGGAGGAUUUGUGCCUCUUCCUAUAAACUAAAUAUUCACAUGAGGACACACAGUGAUGAAAAGCCUUUCAACUGCACUGAAUGUGGAAAAUACUUCAAAACCAAACAAAAUCUUAAAAUUCAUCAGAGACUUCAUACAGGAGAAAAACCUUUCAAAUGCUCUCAGUGUGACAAGACGUUUUCUUCUUCAGGUCACUUCAAAGUCCAUCAGAGAGUUCAUACUGUAGAGAAACCUUUUUACUGUAUUGUCUGUGAGAAGAGUUUUAAUCAACAGGUUAACUUAAUAAGUCACAUAAGAAUUCAUACAGGUGAAAAACCUUACAAAUGCUCUCAGUGUGACAUGACGUUUGCUCAGUCAGGUCACUUAAAAACCCAUCAGAGACUUCAUACUGGAGAGAAACCUUACCACUGUAGUGUCUGUGAGAAGAGUUUUAGGCAACGGACUAAUUUACUUAUUCACCAGAGACUUCAUACAGGUGAAAAACCUUUCAAAUGCUCUCAGUGUGACAAGACGUUUGCUCUGUCAGGUUCCUUAAAAUCCCAUCAAAGAGUUCAUACAGGAAAGAAACCUUAACACUGUAAUGUUUGUGGGAAGAGUUAAAAGGAUAGUUUGGCCAAAAAUUAUAUUAAACCCAUGAUUUACUCACCCCCAAGCUGUUCGAGUUGCAUAUGUCCAUCGGUUUUCAGACAAACACAUUUUCGGAUAUUUAAGAAAAUAUUUUAGAUCUUUCAGUUGAUUAAAUGUAAUGUUACGGGGUCCACGACCUUCAAGUCCAAAGAAAGUGUGUUCAUCCUUCACAAAUUAAAU